AUGGACCCUAGCCACCUUCAUCAUAUGAGUGUGAGUGUGGAUUCGGGUGGCGGCAGUGGUGGUGGUGGUGGCGGUGGCGGCGGCAGCGACCGGUUUCCGCAAUGGAGUGUGCAGGAAACGAGGGAUUUCUUGAUGAUAAGGGCGGAGCUGGAUCCGACGUUCAUGGAGACCAAACGUAAUAAGCUUCUAUGGGAAGUUAUCUCUACAAAGAUGAAGGAGAGGGGGUAUAAUCGCAGUGCUGAGCAGUGCAAGUGCAAAUGGAAGAAUCUUGUUACACGUUAUAAGGGUUUUGAGACAAUGGAACAAGAAGGUAUGAGGCUACAAUUCCCAUUCUUUAACGAGUUGCAAGCGAUCUUCACUGGUCGGAUGCAACGGAUGCUAUGGUUGGAAGCCGAAGGCGUACCUAGCGGAUCAUCAAAGAAGAGAACGACGCAUAAUUUGUCUUCGGACGAGGAGGAAGGCAAUGACGAUAGCGAUGUGGAGAAGGCAAGCAUCAAUAAGAAGAAGAAGAAGAUUGCAAACAUCGGAAAAGGGAAUUCGGAUAGUACGAUGGUGAAUUUGAAGGAGAUAUUAGAGGAUUUGAUGAAGCAACAAAUGCAAAUAGAAAUGCAAUGGAUGAAGAUGUAUGAGGCAAAGGAAGAGGAGAGGAGGAUGAGGGAAAUGGAAUGGAGGCAAACGAUGGAAGCGUUGGAGAACGAGCGAGUUAUGUUCGACCGGAGGUGGCGAGAACGAGAAGAAGAAAGACGGAUCCGAGAGGAAAACCGAUCCGAAAAAAGAGAUGCUCUUAUAACCGCGCUUUUGAACAAGCUUAGACAUGAAGGUUUAUAGGUUCAUAUCUAGAUUUUGUUUGGACGGAAUUGCUCAUAAAAAGCUUGGAUUCACAGGUUAGUCUACAAUCUGUUUUUAGGGCAUAAGAUAAGUGGAAAUAGUUGAACAAUAGAUCUUGUCACAUAGUU
Cynara cardunculus var. scolymus (artichoke) is the source of this 956-nucleotide messenger RNA. Its product is annotated as trihelix transcription factor GT-3b-like. Bases 1 to 828 code for a protein of 275 amino acids. The transcript is spliced from 2 exons. The record is from RefSeq and is a predicted model, not a curated record. NCBI's taxonomy places the organism in Eukaryota, Viridiplantae, Streptophyta, Magnoliopsida, Asterales, Asteraceae.